AUGCUAUCCUGCCGCCCCCGUCAUGUCAGGAGCCCCAACAUCAACAUCAACCGAGACCCACGCUGGGGCCGCAACCAGGAAGUGCCCUCCGAGGACCCGCUCCUCAACGGCGAGUUUGGCAAACUGUACACGAUGGGUCUGCAGCAAGGCGAGGACAGCCGCUACACCAAAGUUGUUGUCACGCUCAAGCACUGGGACGCAUACAGUCUUGAGGACAGUGAUGGCUUCACCCGCCACAACUUUGACGCAAAAGUCUCAAACUUUGCUCUGAUGGACACGUACUGGCCGGCUUUCAGGAAGGCUGUCAUGGAAGGAAACGCCAAAGGCGUCAUGUGCAGCUACAACGCCCUCAACGGCCGCCCCACGUGUACACAUCCGCUGCUGACAAAAGUUCUGCGCGACAUUUGGAAGUUUGACGGGUACGUGACCUCGGACACGGGCGCUAUUGAAGACAUCUAUGCAAAGCACCACUACACGGCCAACGCGAGCGCUGCUGUUGCUGCUGCUCUUCGCGAUGGCCGGUGCGAUAUGGACAGUGGCGCCGUCUACCAUGACGCUCUCCUCGACGCUGUCAACAGCGGCGAAUGCAGCAUGGACGACGUGGACAGGGCGCUCUACAACACGCUGAAGCUGCGGUUUGAACUUGGGCUGUUUGAUCCCAUUGAGGACCAGCCCUACUGGCGCAUCAACGCGUCCUCCAUCAACACAACAUAUGCACAAGACCUCAACAUGAAGAUCACCCUCGAGUCCAUGAUCCUCCUUCAAAACCACAACAACGCCCUCCCAUUCAAGAAAGGCCGCAAGGUUGCUGUGAUUGGACCCCACAUCAAUGCACAGGAGGCGCUCGUUGGAAACUACCUUGGGCAGCUGUGCCCGGACGACUCAUUUGAUUGCAUCACGUCUCCCCUCGCCGCGAUUGAAGCCAUCAAUGGCAUGAGCAACACCGUCUCAGCAAUGGGCAGUGGCGUGCUUGCAUGCACGGAUGCGUCCAUUCAGGAGGCCGUCAAUGUCGCAAAGGAUGCCGACUACGUGGUUCUGCUCAUUGGCAUCAACGACACAAUUGAGGCAGAGAGCAACGACAGAACAAGCAUUGACCUUCCGCAGUGCCAGCACAAGCUGACGGCAGCCAUUGCGCACCUCAACAAAACUACUGCUGCUGUUCUCAUCAACGGUGGAAUGCUUGCAAUCGAACAGGAGAAGAAGCAACUCCCAGCAAUCAUCGAAGCGGGUUACCCCGGUUUCUAUGGCGGCGCCGCCAUUGCCAAAACCAUCUUCGGAGACAACAAUCACCUCGGUGGGAAGCUGCCCUACACCGUGUACCCUGCAGACUACAUCCACAAGAUUAACAUGUCUGACAUGGAGAUGACGAACAGUCCAGGCCGCUCGUACCGCUACUACACCGGGCAGCCCCUCUGGCCAUUUGGGUUUGGCCUGGCGUACACGACGUUCAGUGUUCAGAGCCCUGGGCCAAGCGCAUCCACCUUUGCCACCGGCAGCAACACAUCCUUCUCUCUGCCCGUGCAUGUUGUCAACACAGGCAAGCGGACAGGCGACACAGUUGUGCAGGUGUACAUGGCACCCGUCUCACUCCCACACCGCAGUUUCUCGCUGAAGAAGCAGCUGAUUGCCUUUGAGCGCGUGCACCUCACACCGAACCAGCGUUUGGGCGUCACCAUCCCGCUCUCCGCCGAUGUGUUCAACAUGGUUGACCCUGUCACAGGCAACGUCGUGUCCACGCCUGGCUCGUACCGCCUCGUGGUCUCCGACGGCGUUGCGCCUACUCUCCGCUUCUCCGUCUCUCUUCACGGGGACGAAGUCGUUGUCGAAAAGUUCCCGUCUGUCUGAACACACACGCGCGCGCACGCAACUCCCCGUGUGUGUGUGUGUGUGUGUGUG
Messenger RNA from Salpingoeca rosetta, 1896 nucleotides. RefSeq lists its product as uncharacterized. Gene Ontology annotation, biological process: xylan catabolic process; arabinan catabolic process. NCBI's taxonomy places the organism in Eukaryota, Choanoflagellata, Craspedida, Salpingoecidae. The record is from RefSeq and is a predicted model, not a curated record. Bases 1 to 1845 code for a protein of 614 amino acids. The transcript has 12 exons. Gene Ontology annotation, cellular component: plant-type cell wall. Gene Ontology annotation, molecular function: alpha-L-arabinofuranosidase activity; xylan 1,4-beta-xylosidase activity.